CAGGUUUUGAAAAUAAAGGCGAUUCAUAAACUCUAAUUUACAAAAAAUUAUAUGUUAACUGGACUAUUACAAACCUGUCCGUUCCGUAUCGAAAACAUCAUGACUCCAAAACAGGCAGGCACCAGGCAGUGACAGGUGACGUUCUUAGUUGUUGAAAUACAUCAAUAUUAAAAUCACAAAUAUUUUGCAUUUUCAGUUAAUUUUCUCAAAUAAAUUUCCAUAUUUUAAGGUGAUUUAACUUUGCGCUUGCGGUUCAUUCGUAAUAUGAGUUUACAGUUUUAAAUAGUGUUCAGAAAAUUUGAGAAAACUCUGUUUCCAAGUGUAUUAACCAUGGAGGAGCUGCCAGUGGAAAUUAUUGAGAAAAUCUUGAUUAGCCCCAAAAUAUCAGUGGAAGAUAUGAUCCACUUUUCCUUAACAUGCCAUCACUUCCAAAAUAUUGUCAUGAACAGCAACAAGAUUUGGAAAACAAAGCUGUUUCAGAAGUGGCCAUCAUUAAAAAGUGUACUAGAGCAUAAACAUAUUGUGUUUCAACAUGAGGUCCGGUACAUUUAUGAGCUAAAAAAGAGAACAAGGCAAAUGCUAGAAAAAAUGCCUCCAAAGUUCUAUAAAAAAUAUGAGAUAUCUGAUUCUGAUUUACAUGAAUGGAAUGCAAUUUUACAUGAAAGGGAGGAGGUUUACAAUUAUCUCGUUUUGGAUUUGAUGGAAAUCGUCAAUACAGAUGAGCCUAUCAAUAGUGUUGAGGUAGUACCAUUAAAUACCCCAGGUAACAAAACUCUUCAAUAUUAUGCAAGCAAAGUUCUAAGAUUUAUCAGACAGCUACACCUAUCUAAAGUGUGGAAAAAUUACAUAUCCUUACCACCUCAGAGACAGAUUUUAGAAGUAGGUGCUGUUUUUGUGGCUCAGUGGUGUCAGCCUAAUGUAGAAGUAACAGUGGAGGAUAUUACAGCAAAAUUGGAUAAGAUUGCAGAAGAGGUGAAAGAAGUGUUGAAAAUCCAGCAUCCCAACCAUUCACUUUUCAAGGCCACACAAGAGGAUCUGAAUAAGUGGCGGAUUGAAAAUAGGACAGAGAAUCAGUGGAAUGUUGCAGAAUGUCGCCAGUUGAUUUCGGUCAUGCGUGAAGUACUGUUCCAACAGAUGGGUUUCAUAGGCAACAACCAUACAUACUACAUGCCGCAAAAUUCUUUCAUCAAUUGGGUGCUGGAAAAAAGACAAGGUCUACCGAUAACUUUGGCUAUAGUAUUUGAGGCAGUGGCGAGGCGAUUGGGGCUGCGUUGUGAGCCAAUCAGUUUUCCUGCCCACUUUCUGUUGAGAUUCUGUGAAAGUCAAGAUCCGGAUUCUGAUUGGUACUAUAUUGACGUCUUCAAUGGGGGGCAGGUGGUACGAAAAGGCGCUUGCCCCCACAGUCACUUCAGCGGCUCCCGUGACUUGUUCCCCGCUGCCACCGCAGUGCAGGUGGUCGAGCGCAUGGCCAAUAACCUGGAGGUAUCCGCUAGGCAGCACGCAGCGCCUAACGGAAGGAUAGCCAGGUUAAGGAGCAGCCUGGAACUCCUCAAACUGGUCAAUCCUAGGGACAUCUCGGCGUUGGUCAGUUUAGCCAGGUUGUAUAUGCUGCACAAUAUGGACACCAAGCCGCUGGAGCAUUUCCUGCUGUCGCAGGAGUUUGAAGUACCUGAACAGGCGCAAAGGGUGGUGCAUAUGCUCCGCGACUACGAAGCGCAUCAUGCGCGUACGGACCCGCCACUGUUCGGCCCCGUCGAGGCCGCUCAGCGCAGUCACAAUCUGCUGUACGCAGUAGGCAUGGUGAUGAAACAUCUGACGCUCAACUACCAUUGCGUCAUCUACGACUGGGAUCCAGUGUGCUUGGCCGCUGCUGAAUGGCAGGCGCAGAACAACGUCGACAAGUUGCAGCUGAAGCACGAGCAGCCGUUCUACAAUGUCCUGGUGGAAGAUGGGUCGCACAGAUACGUCGCGCAAGAAAACCUGAGGCCUACCUCCGACCGCGGCGCAAUUUACCUGAACGACGACGUCGGUCGUCAUUUCUCGCAUUUCUUCGAAACGCACUACGUUCCGAACGCAGAAAAAGAAAAAGAGUACCCGGCUGACAGGAAAGUUCGACACUUGUACCACCAACGCAAGAAGCUAGAAAGCUAUCAACUGUAAGCGUGUGCGACUGGUCGCAUGCGACUUGUUGCGGUGCAACGAUCUGUUAUCCCCCCUUGAUCUAAAUGGUGUAAGGUUGGUGUUUAUCCUGUUUCAGAAUGUCUUUGGCUGCCAAGUUAUUCGAUGAUAGUAUAAAGCGAGACUGCCCGAACUGGUUACAGUGGUUGCGUUUAUCAGAACAUAGCGCGUCUGCUGAAAUACCGGAUAAAGUAGUCGCUGGGUGCACGAUGAUAGCGCUACCUAGAGGAUGUCGCAGAUAUAUUUGUUCCUGACUUGAAUGAAAAUGACAGACAUUUAGUUGAUUUGACAAUUCUCUUUUGAUCUGACAAAUGUGGUGUGAAAGUUUUGCUCCUUUGCCAGGCUUCAGGCAAUUAACUAGGAGGUUCAGCAACAGGUGGACAAAGCAGCGUUCACAGGUGAAUUCGAUAGCGAUCGUGCUAGUUACGCUAUAAGCACAGAUUGAUCAGGAUAUCUAGAAUUUCAGAAAAAAAUGUAUAGGUCAUUUUACAACACAAAUAUAUUCUUGAGGUAAAUGAAAAGGAACUUAUUGAGAGAUACAAACAAAUUUGCUGGUUAACGUUUGUGCAAAACUUAAUAAAAUCCAUUGAAUGAAUCCGAAUUUUUUGUUUUGUUUUUUAUAAUGUAGGAACAUGUCUAAGGUUUUGUCCUAGACAGUCUUGAAAUCCAAAUCCGAUAGGUCACGUCCCCUAAUCUUACGCUGAGUAAACUGAUUUCUGGCGUUUGUCAUGAAUCUUACAGGCUUUAUGUUGGGAAUGUCUUCGUGGAUGUUGGUUUUCAAAUCACAUAAACAAGGGGUUUCAAAAAACUCCAUAGAAAACAAUUACAAGCGGCCAAAUCGGGAGAGCUGGCUGGCCACUCUAAAUCGCCCCUAAUUUCAUUUCAUUGCUUUAUUGGUGCUUAAUACACGUGCUUACACAGUUCGAAAUAAAAUUUAAAAUGCAAAAGUGUAAAUUGACAAAGCAAUAACAUUUGUCCGAAAGAACAACAUUAACAGAAAAACUGUAAAAAGAUAUGAAUUUAAAAUAAAUACAAAACUAUAGAACAAGCACAUCCGAACAAAUUAACAAACAGAGUAAAGCUGAACAAACACACUACAUCGCCAUUAGAAGAGAUCCGAUAAUUCAGAUGAGACGGUCUGGGAGGUGUUCUCUUAAAAUAGACAUGGAUGCUCCUGAAGUGCGUGCCGUUGCACGAUCUUUUUGGAACGAAAUGUUCUCUAAGUGCCAAUCUAUCUAGCUGACGAAAAAAAUUACUGCAACACCGGUCCGAAUUCACUGUCACUGAGACUUCAUUUUUCUCAACGAACCAGGGACGCAUAAUUCCAGCUGAGGUAAUUGCACACCACACUGACUUUAGGUGAAUGCAAAGCACUUUGAUGCAAUUCUUGAGGAUUGGUGUCAGCCCAAGUACCGCAUCUUUUGUAUGUUGACAAAAAAUAGCAUCCUUAAUAACGACUUCUUGUGAAAAUUUAUAAAUGUCACUAACUUUUUUUGAGCAGCCUAGCAACAUAACCCUCUAGAGCAAAUUGGGUAUAUGAUGUCUCAUUUUAAUGACCUUUUCAUACUCUAUAACUCGUCACAGUCUUAGAUCAAUACUUCAUAGUUUUUUUGAAUAUUUGUGAGAAAUGGUUUUCCAACUUUGACGAUUAAUAAAGAUGGCCAACAAAAUUUUUGUAUCUCAAGGCUGAAGAUUCUUUCGCUCACAUUUUUUUAUAACAGGGUCCAUACUUGGCAAGUUAGUCUGAUCUACAGGUAUGUUGGUGAAUACUUGAAAACGUGUAGAAUAACUUGUAGAAAGUAUUGUAACACCUUCCUGACAGCUUGUGAUGUGUUUUGACGUUCAUAAAAUGAGUUUGUGAAUGCAUGUACUUGCGACAUAUGUUCCUAGAUUCUUCGUAUCAUUGAACGUUCCAUCUCAAACUCACAUUCGUCUUUAGAGAUGAGACACAAAGGUGGCAGCGAUAUUUUCGCAUUUUUCCUCCCUGAGUAUUAUUCGGAUAGCAAGACUGUUAUCAGUGUGUUUUCUACUGUUCCAUGUCAGCUCUCUUUUUUGAGGUUAUGUUACAAAUAUCUAUUUGCAUCAAAUUUUUCGUGCUUUUGAUCUGUUAUAUAGCCUGAAAUUUCCAAAUAUUCAAAAAGAAAACAUAGCCUCACAAUAGGAAAGCGCUGACGCUGACACGAAACAAUAGAAGUCUAGAAAUAUCCUAGCCUUUCUGAAGGAUAGAAAAGACUAUGAAAAUUAAGGCAUAAAGACAUAAAGGCAUCCUACAAUUUAUUGUAUGAACGACUGACGAUACGGCCCUUAGACUUUUGAGUAUCACGCGCGUUGUGUUGUGAUUACAUCUUCUCGGUCUUGGCAUUGAGGUCAAUUUCAGUCGUCACUGGAGACUGACACUAUGUUCUGAUGAACGCGUCCAAAGUGACGUUACGUAACUAUUUCCUGAUCUACUUUAAAUGGUGUUUGGUUUCUUUCUUUUUGUAAUGUUACAUUACAAUGAGUGUCUAAUGCGAUUCGCACAGUACAAUUGCCGCUUUUAGCGCUGGUGUCGCGCUUUGAUGUGGGGGAAAUAGCAACUGACCAACUGAUGAAUGUGACUAUAGUCAACGCCAAACAAAGUGGCGUGCACGUCAUCAAGGUGGGUGUGUUGAAAAAUUUACAUUGUUGCCAAACUUUUUGUAAAAUAAUAAAAUUUAUUAUUUACAUAUCUAGGUUUAUAAGCAAUAUUAACCUCAAAUGAGAACAAAAAUAAUAGUAUAAUAAAAUUAUAGAUCUGUACUUGCAUAAUCAUUAAGUAUGACAAUUAUUGAUCAGAUGACACUAUGAAAC
Acanthoscelides obtectus is the source of this 5007-nucleotide messenger RNA. The record is from the annotation of a GenBank genome assembly. Lineage: Eukaryota; Metazoa; Arthropoda; Insecta; Coleoptera; Chrysomelidae.